AUUCUUUUUACAGAUGGAUAGGGCGGUAAAAGUAUUGGAUGAAAUGUUACUUGCGGGGAUUGGACCAAACGAGCACACGUACACCACAAUCAUGCAUGGCUAUGCAUCACUCGGUGAUACCGGAAAAGCAUUUGAGUAUUUUUCUAAAGUUAAAAACGAAGGAUUAAAUCUUGAUGUAUUCACAUACGAGGCACUACUCAAGGCGUGCUGUAAAGCCGGGAGGAUGCAAAGUGCUUUAGCGGUCACCAAAGAAAUGCAUGCCAAAAAAAUUCCAAGAAAUACUUUUAUUUACAAUAUCCUUAUAGACGGAUGGGCUCGAAGAGGUGAUGUUUGGGAAGCAGCUGACCUAAUGCAACAAAUGAAGCAAGAAGGGGUCAAACCCGACAUCCGUACUUACACAUCCUUGGUCAACGCUUGUUGCAAAGCUGGAGAUAUGCUUCGAGCAGAUAAAACAAUCAAAGAGAUGGAGGCUGCAGGAUUAAAACCUAACAUAAAAACAUACACAACAUUAAUUCAUGGGUGGGCCCGUGCUUCGCUUCCCGAGAAAGCUAUGAAAUGUUUUGAAGACAUGAAGUUAGCCGGGCUGAAACCCGACCGGGCCGUGUACCAUUGCUUGAUGACAUCACUGUUGUCCCGAGCCUCUGUAGCCGAGGACUACAUUUACUCCAGCAUUCAACAAAUCUGUGCAGAAAUGAUUGACGCUGGUUUGACCGUUGACAUGGGCACCGCAGUGCAUUGGGCCCGGUGUUUACGCAAGAUUGAACGGUGUGGUGGAGAUCUUACUGAAGCACUUCAAAAAACGUUCCCGCCUGAUUGGAACUCGCAAAACACCCUCGAUGAAAUAUCGGGGGUUGAUCGUGAACAUGAUGAUGACGACGACGACUUGCUGUAUGAAAGUGAUUCUGAUGGUGAUAUUGAUGAGGAUUGAUAUAUGCCUUUGGUACUUGAUGUAUAUUUGGUAAAUGUUACAAUGAGAUAAUGAUGUAGUGACUUGUACAUUGUGCAAUGAAAGUUGUACAUUUUUUUU
Molecule: messenger RNA, 1027 nt
Organism: Helianthus annuus (common sunflower)
Lineage: Eukaryota; Viridiplantae; Streptophyta; Magnoliopsida; Asterales; Asteraceae
Product: pentatricopeptide repeat-containing protein At5g04810, chloroplastic-like
Exons: 3
Coding region: 14-928 (304 amino acids)
Molecular function (GO): protein binding
Source: RefSeq, a predicted model, not a curated record